UCUUCUCCGGUUGGACGGUCGGACAGAAGCAGCGACUCUUUCCCAUGGAUGUAUUAUAUAGCUCUUUCCGCGGAGCAGCGACUCUGAUCCGGGACGAGUCCUCGAGCUGAGCCGGGGCCGGUCACCAGGCUCCAGCACUCACCGGCGGUAGGACCCGGGCCUACAGACCCAGCGGACCCCGGGACCCGCGGACCCGCAGGAGCCGCCGCCGGACUCACACCAGGGGGGACGCUUGUUUUACCGGCCCGGGACAGCGGCGGCGGGCGGAGCGGCGGCUGUCCCGCUGCUCGGAGCCAUGAAUAAGCCCCAGCGGGUCCCGAGCAGCCGCUGCCUGAGCGCCGUGGAGGUGAAGAGCAAGUUCGGCGCUGAGUUCCGGCGGUUCUCCCUGGACCGGUCCAAGCCGGGCCGGUUCGAGGAGUUCUACGGGCUGCUGCAGCACGUGCACCGCAUCCCCAACGUGGAGCUGCUGGUGGGCUACGCCGACGUGCAGGGAGACCUGCUGCCCAUCAACAACGACGACAACUACGUCAAGGCCAUCUCCACGGCAACGCCGCUGCUGCGGCUGUUCCUGCAGCGCCGAGAGGAGGCAGACUACUCCUCCUUCGCCACCGACUCUCUGACCCGGAGGAAGACGACGGUUCUGUCGGCGGUUCUGCUGCGUCCGGACGGCGGCAGAAGGAAACCCCCGGUGAUCAUCAGCCUCCCGCGGGACUUCCGUCCCGUGUCGUCCAUCAUCGACGUGGACAUCCUGCCGGAGACGCACCGCCGCGUCCGGCUGUACAAGCACGGCCAGGAGCGUCCGCUGGGCUUCUACAUCCGCGACGGCGCCAGCGUGCGGGUGACGCCGGCCGGCCUGGAGAAGGUCCCGGGGAUCUUCAUCUCACGCCUGGUUCCUGGCGGCCUGGCCGAGGGAACCGGCCUGCUGGCCGUCAACGACGAGGUGCUGGAGGUCAACGGCAUCGCGGUGGCCGCGCGCAGCCUGGACCAGGUGACCGACAUGAUGAUCGCCAACAGCCACAACCUGAUCGUCACGGUGAAACCGGCCAACCAGCGCAACAACGUGGUGCGAGGGGGCGGGGCCACGGCGGGGGGCGGGGCCGGCGUUAGCGCCGCGCCGCCGCCGCCGCCGACACACAUCAUCCAGAACUUCCCGGCGUCGGCGGCGGAUUACAGCGACGAGGACGACGAGGAGGAGGACCUGGUGACGGAGGUGGGCGGGGAGGCCACGCCCAUCAGACACGCCCCCUACGACGCCGACGUGCCGCGCUACGAGCCGCACCUCAACCUGCGCGCCGCCGCCGCGGCGGAGCGCGAUGCUAACGGGCUGACGGCGAGCAGCAGCAGCGACGAGGCCACGCCCUCGGCCACGCCCACGGCCACGCCCUCCCCCGACCGGCGGAGCGAGGGGCGGAGCCUGGAGGAGGAGGGCACCGUCAUCACGCUCUAGACCAUGGGGGAGGGGGCGGGGUCACGACGGACCAGCUGAUCUCCCAUCAUGCACUGCUGCACCUAAGAAGCACAACGGUCAUCCCGACCUACGAAGGCCGACGCCCCCGACUCCGCCC
Messenger RNA from Cololabis saira (Pacific saury), 1565 nucleotides. It is a transcript of the gene pard6b, whose product is annotated as par-6 partitioning defective 6 homolog beta (C. elegans). Lineage: Eukaryota; Metazoa; Chordata; Actinopteri; Beloniformes; Belonidae. Gene Ontology annotation, cellular component: nucleus; apical plasma membrane; cell cortex. Gene Ontology annotation, molecular function: protein kinase C binding. The record is from RefSeq and is a predicted model, not a curated record. Gene Ontology annotation, biological process: regulation of cellular localization; establishment or maintenance of cell polarity; centrosome cycle. The coding region runs from base 296 to 1447 and encodes 383 amino acids. The transcript has 4 exons.